UAAAACCUUUCACUUGUUCAGCCUGUGGGAAAAGUUACGGUGACAGAAGCACUUUAACUAAGCACAUGAGAAUUCACACAGGUGAGAAGCCUUUCUCUUGUGGGACCUGUGGAAAGAGUUUCUCUAAGAAAGAUAAUUUAAAUGUUCACAUGAGAAUUCACACAGGUGAGAAGCCUUUCUCUUGUGGGAGCUGUGGAAAGAGUUUCUCUGAAAAAUGUAUUUUAAAUGUUCACAUGAGAAUUCACACAGGUGAGAAGCCUUUCUCUUGUGGAAGCUGUGGAAAGAGUUUCUCUGAAAAACGUCUUUUAAAUGUUCACAUGAGAAUUCACACAGGUGAGCCUUUCUCUUGUGGAAGCUGUGGAAAGAGUUUCUCUGAAAAACGUCUUUUAAAUGUUCACAUGAGAAUUCACACAGGUGAGAAGCCUUUCUCUUGUGGGACUUGUGGAAAGAGUUUCUCUCAAAAAGGUUGUUUAAAUGUUCACAUGAGAAUUCACACUGGUGAGAAGCCUUUCUCUUGUGGGACUUGUGGAAAGAGUUUCACCCAUAAAGCCGGGUUAAGUUAUCAUAUGAUAAUUCACACGGGCGAGAAGCCUUUCUCUUGUGGGACCUGUGGAAAGAAUUUCUCUAAGAAAUAUCAUUUAAAUGUUCACAUGAGAAUUCACACAGAUGAGAAGCCUUUCUCUUGUGGAAGCUGUGGAAAGAGUUUCUCUGAAAAACAACUUUUAAGUGUUCACAUGAGAAUUCACACAGGCGAGAAGCCUUUCACUUGUGGGACCUGUGGAGAGAGUUUCUCUCAAAAAGGUCAUUUAAAUGUUCACAUGAGAAUUCACACAGGAGAGAAGCCUUUCACUUGUGGGAGCUGUGGAAAGAGUUUCUCUCAAAAGGUUGGUUAAAUGUUCACAUGAGAAUUCA
Messenger RNA from Poeciliopsis prolifica (blackstripe livebearer), 912 nucleotides. RefSeq names its product gastrula zinc finger protein XlCGF8.2DB-like. The record is from RefSeq and is a predicted model, not a curated record. The coding region runs from base 66 to 893 and encodes 275 amino acids. The transcript is spliced from 3 exons. Lineage: Eukaryota; Metazoa; Chordata; Actinopteri; Cyprinodontiformes; Poeciliidae.